AUGGCAGCAGCUACAAGUAUCAACACUAUCGAUCCUCGUGACAUAGGUACACCUGACGACUGGAUUCCACGUCACUCCGAAAUGGUACGUCUCACUGGAAAGCACCCAUUCAAUGCCGAAUCUCCUCUAUCUCUUCUAAUGGAUCAAGGCUUCAUAACACCUGUUCCUUUACAUUAUGUAAGGAAUCAUGGUCCUGUACCUAAACUUCAUUGGGAUAUUCAUCGUCUAGUUGUUGAUGGAUUAGUAUCAAACCCUUUGAAUUUAUCAAUGAAUGAUCUUGAAAAUCUUCCUUAUAAAGAAUUUCCGGUAACUCUUGUUUGUGCUGGAAAUCGUAGAAAGGAACAAAAUAUGAUUAAGCAAUCUAUAGGUUUUAAUUGGGGUCCUGCAGCUACAAGUUGUGCAAUUUGGAAAGGUGUCCCAUUAAAUUAUAUUUUAAAAUUAGCUGGUGUUAAUCUUAAUGAUUGUGUCAAUGGUCCUCGUUAUGUUUGCUUUUCUGGCGUUGAUAAAUUACCUAAUGGUUUUUAUGGUACAAGCAUUCCUUUAGAAUGGUCUCUUAAUGAUGUUAAUGAUGUUAUCUUGGCUUAUGAGAUGAAUGGUGAAAGAUUAACUCCUGACCAUGGUUAUCCAUUACGUGUAAUAAUUCCUGGAUGUAUUGGUGGUAGAAUGGUUAAAUGGCUUUCAAAGAUAACUAUAAGCAAUAAAGAAUCUGAUAGUUAUUAUCAUUAUCAUGAUAAUCGUGUUCUUCCUCCUGAAUUCGAUGCUGAACGUGCUACUAAAGAAAAAGCAUGGUAUAAUCCGAAUUAUAUUAUCAACUAUCUCAAUAUUAAUUCUGUCAUAACUUCUCCGGCACAUAAUGAAUAUAUUCCAUUAUCAAGCUUUUUUAAUAACCAAAUGUAUACUCUCAAAGGUUAUGCUUAUACUGGAGGUGGUCAUAAGAUUACCCGUGUUGAGGUCUCUCUAGACAAUGGUAAAACUUGGCUUCUUUCUAAAUUAGAUCAACCUGAACUUGUUCAUCCUGCUGUUCUUAAGAGAAGAAUAAAUCCAAUUCCUAGAUAUUGGUGUUGGAGUUUUUGGUCUUUAAUUAUACCAUUCCAUUCUUUCAUUCGAUGUGAAGAAAUUUCUGUUAGAGCUUGGGAUUCUACUCAAAAUACUCAACCUAGGAAUCCAACUUGGAAUGUAAUGGGAAUGAUGAAUAACUGUCAUUUUCGUGUAAAAGUCAAUACAAUUCCUCAAGGAAAUGAAUUCCGUUUAGUAUUUGAACAUCCAACACAACCUGGAAAUAAUCCUGGUGGAUGGAUGGUUAAACCUUCUCCAAAGUUAAUAACCUCGAAACCUUCAGAUGUUUCUACUAUCAAUAGUCAGAUUCCUACCUUUACUAUUAAUGAAGUUGCUAAACAUAAUAAUGAAAAAGAUUGCUGGAUUAUAAUCAAUAAAAAAGUUUAUAAUUGUACUAAAUUCUUGAAAAAACACCCUGGUGGCACUGCUUCUAUCCUUAUCAAUGCUGGAAAAGAUGCCACAAAUGAAUUUACUGCAAUACAUUCUACAAAGGCUAUAGAACUGCUAAAAGGUUUUUAUAUAGGUAACCUGGCAUUACUUCAAUCAAAAUUAUAA
Messenger RNA from Cetraspora pellucida, 1611 nucleotides. NCBI's taxonomy places the organism in Eukaryota, Fungi, Glomeromycota, Glomeromycetes, Diversisporales, Gigasporaceae. The record is from the annotation of a GenBank genome assembly.